GGUUUAGGCUACUUCGUAUUUAUCGAUUGAUAGACGGUUUAGCAACUUGGGAUAUGGCACGGUUGACAUUUGGCAGACUUGUGUUGCCGAACCCCAAAGACAGAUAUAAACACGCCGUUACCUGUGCAGAAGACUUGGUGUACCUAAGUAUGUCACGUCGUUAAAGAAAAUAUCGAGAUUUGUGAUUAGUUGAACAUAUUUUCCAUUCUGUGUUUUUUUGUCGUUUCGAAAUGGAUCAGAUUAUUGCUAAAGGGUCUCGAUCAGUCUCUAAAAAAAGUGUCCUUGAAAGUAAACAGAAAAGAAAGAAAGAGAAAAAGAGUAAGAAAUCCUUAAAGGAAAAAAUAUCUCGAAAGAAGCAUUCAAAAAAGAAAAGUCGUAAACGUCAUUCAUCUAGUUCAGAAUCUGAUUCUUCUAGUUCAUCAUCUAGUAGCAGUUCCAGUUCAGAAUCAAGUGAAGAUGAGAAAGCCAAGAAACGAAAGAAGAAGAAUAAAAAGAGCAAAGCAAAAAAACAGAAAGCUAAAUUAGAAGCCAGUAAUGUCAAAGCUGUGAUUACAGAAAUACCGUUGACUCUACCUGUCAGUGUCAGCCAAACUAAACCAACAUUAGAAACAAACGUUGGACCACAUAUUGAUUUAAAUUCUUCCAAGAUAAGAGCCCCCAUGACUAAAGAAGAAUAUGAAAAGCAGCAGAAUACCUUGAAAUGGAUUGUAGAUCCUGAAACAGGAAGAAGAAGGCUGAUUCGUGGUAGUGGUGAGAUCAUGGAAGAAAUAGUCAGCAGAGAAAGGCAUCAAGCUAUCAAUAAGCAGGCAACUAUUGCAGAUGGUAACUUUUUCCAAGCUCAGGCUAACUUAAAAGCAAGAUCUUCUUAUGACUGAUUUUUCUUAAACUGACAAUAUAAUUUUUUAAUUAAA
This is a messenger RNA of Daphnia pulex (common water flea), 911 nucleotides long. Its product is annotated as ADP-ribosylation factor-like protein 6-interacting protein 4. NCBI's taxonomy places the organism in Eukaryota, Metazoa, Arthropoda, Branchiopoda, Diplostraca, Daphniidae. The coding region runs from base 231 to 875 and encodes 214 amino acids. The record is from RefSeq and is a predicted model, not a curated record. The transcript is spliced from 3 exons.